Messenger RNA from Talaromyces amestolkiae, 1581 nucleotides. RefSeq lists its product as uncharacterized. Gene Ontology annotation, biological process: transmembrane transport. The coding region runs from base 1 to 1581 and encodes 526 amino acids. Gene Ontology annotation, molecular function: transmembrane transporter activity. NCBI's taxonomy places the organism in Eukaryota, Fungi, Ascomycota, Eurotiomycetes, Eurotiales, Trichocomaceae. The transcript has 7 exons. The record is from RefSeq and is a predicted model, not a curated record.
AUGGACAUCCAAAAGACCUCUCAGCCUACCACGGCACCAGCAAUCCUCGAAAGACUCGACCCCAAAGGCAAUCCCCUGAUUCCAACACCUACCUCCGACCCAAGGGAUCCUCUCAACUGGUCCCUCCUCCGCAAAUCAACAUGUCUCUUCAUAGUCGUGUAUAGCUACUUCAUGCUAACCUACUUCACCACCGCACCCAUCCCCUCCUUUGGCUUUCUAGAGGAACAACUGAAUAUCAACUAUUCUCAGGUCAGCUGGAGUUUUGCCUUACCAUGUUUAGGACUGGCCAUAGGCCCAUUGAUCGUGGGCGCAUUGGCGGAUACGUAUGGGCGACGACCCGUUUUGAUUGCGUGCACUGCUCUGGCUGUAGUGGCGAGUGGGUGUACUUCGAUCAAGACGAUUAAUUUCGGGGGUUAUAUGGCAACUAGGUUCUUUCAAGGAUUGGGUGCGGGCCCGUCGGCGAAUAUUGGGCUGGUGAUUAUUCAUGAUAUCUCAUUUGAGCAUGAGAGGGGGUUGAGGGUGGGGAUGUGGACUAUUGCUGCUAAUGCUGGGACGGUGUUGGGUGGUGUUUUUGGCGGUUUGUUGGCUACGUCUGGGGAAUGGGUAGCGUAUCAUGUUACUAUCUUAUUUGCUGUGCUGUUGGUUGUGCAGUGUCUGUUUCUGCCGGAGACACUGUACCCUCGAGCAGCUAUCUUAGCUCAGGAAAGCCAAAAGUAUGGAGGAGGUGCAAUUAUUUCAAUUGCACCCACUUCAAGUGAAAGAAGCAAGUUGAACUUCUUUAACAUCAAAAAAAUCCCCGGCGUCCCUCAUCCCAAAGUAUGGACCACAACCAUCCAAUUCUUCAAUCUCUUCCGCUACCCCACAAUCGUCAUCAGCGUCCUCGGCUACUGCUUUCUUCAGUAUUGGUGGAUCUGCAGUAUUUCCACCCUCGUUCCAGACGCCUACAUCAAUGACUCCCCCCGCACUCAGGGCCUCCUCCUAAUCGGUCUACUGGUAGGCCUCCUCUUCGCGGAAGUCGUCUGCUCAGGGAACCUAAGCGAUAAAUUGAUGUCACAUUUCGCGCGCAAGAAUGGCGGCAUGCGAGUACCAGAAAUGAGGCUUUGGUUAGGUUAUCCGGCUGCGGUUGUGUCAUCUGUGGGACUUGUGCUCUGGGGGGUUAGUGUGGAUAAGAAUUGGCAUUGGAUGGUUGGCCAGGUUGCUUUCUUCUUGUAUACGCUGGGAUUGCAGACUGGGAAUACAGUCUUGUCGGCUUAUAUUGUCGACAAUUAUCCGGAGCAUGCAAAUGAGGUUAUUACGUUUUACACUGUUAUUAUCAAUCUUUCGGCAUUCAUAAAUCCAUGGUUUAUAUACUACUGGAUCGAAGCUUCCGGAUAUACAUGGACCUUUGCCGCUCAAUGCAUCAUAUGCAGCUUUGGACUCAUUCCGCUGUAUAUUCUGCUGCAGAGAUAUGGCGUCGGGCUCAGGAGUACGCGGCCAAUGUACACCAAACAUAUAGAUGACAUGCUUGAAGUACCGACGGCUCAAGAUGUGUCGACUGGGGGGGAUAUUGCGGUGAAGCAGGACUUCAGCGAUGUGGUGUAA